Molecule: messenger RNA, 1347 nt
Organism: Antrostomus carolinensis (chuck-will's-widow)
Lineage: Eukaryota; Metazoa; Chordata; Aves; Caprimulgiformes; Caprimulgidae
Product: S-antigen visual arrestin
Biological process (GO): G protein-coupled receptor internalization; signal transduction
Cellular component (GO): photoreceptor inner segment; photoreceptor outer segment
Molecular function (GO): G protein-coupled receptor binding
Source: RefSeq, a predicted model, not a curated record
AUGUACGUGCUUUACCCACCAAAUAUAAUUACACUUUUAUCUCAUCCACCAGUGUGUUGUUUGUUUUUUUUUUCUGAUAUUUUCCCAGGACCUUUUGGGGCAGAAAAGCUUCAUUCAGCCACUGUCACAUACCCAUCUUUGACCAUGAGUGGCCCUGACUCUCAAAAGACGAGUGGGAAGAAUGCUGGUAAACAAAUUAUCUUCAAAAAAAGCAACCGUGACAAAGCUCUAACAAUCUACCUUGGAAAGCGGGACUUCAUUGACAACUCGGGGACUGUGGAACCCGUAGAUGGUGUUGUAUUGGUGGAUCCUGCACUUAUCAAGGGAAGAUCAGUGUACGUGUCCCUGACCUGUGCUUUCCGGUAUGGCCAGGAAGACAUUGAUGUGAUGGGCCUCACCUUCCGACGGGACCUGUAUUUCUCUAGGAUCCAAGUGUACCCACCUGCUGACAAGCCAGAGUCUCUCUCCCACUUGCAGGAAUCUCUGCUAAAGAAGCUGGGGAAAAAUGCUUAUCCCUUUUUAUUUACAUUUCCUGAUUACCUGCCUUGUUCAGUCUGUCUGCAGCCUUCACCUCGGGAUGUUGAUAAGAGCUGUGGGGUGGACUUUGAGGUGAAAGCUUUCUCGACAGAUAAUUUGGAAGAGAGAAUUCAUAAGAGGGAUGCUGCACGUCUGCUGAUCCGUAAGAUGCAAUAUGCUCCAGAACAGCAAGGACCUCCACCUUGUGCAGAGACCACCUGGCAGUUCUUCAUGUCUAACAAGCCAUUGCACUUGAAAGCUUGCCUCAGUAAAGAGGUGUACUACCAUGGUGAGCCCAUUCCAGUCACUGUCACCAUCAACAACAGCACAGAGAAAACAGUGAAGAAGAUCAAAGUCCAGGUGGAGCAGGUUGCCAAUGUGGUUUUGUACUCCAGUGACUUCUAUACAAAAGUGGUAGCUUCCGAGGAAGCACAGGAAAAGGUGCAGCCAAACAGCAGCCUGACCAAGACACUGACACUUCUACCAUUGUUAGCAAAUAACCGGGAGACCCGGGAAAUAGCUCUGGAUGGAAAGCUAAAGGAUGAGGAUACCAACUUGGCUUCUAGCACCAUUAUUAAGGAUGGGAUAGACAAGACGGUGAUGGGGAUUCUGGUUUCCUACAAGGUCAAAGUGAAGCUCACUGUUCCAGGCAUGCUGGGAGACCUCACUUCCAGUGAAGUGGGUACAGAGCUGCCAUUUCGUCUGAUGCACCCCAAACCUGAGGAAAAGAGCACAUCAGGGAAGGAUGGUGAAGCAGAGAUGGUAUUUGAGGAUUUUGCUCGCCAACAGCUAAAAGAUACGCCUGAUGAUGAAGAAAAGAAUGAUGAGUGA